Molecule: messenger RNA, 1607 nt
Organism: Mytilus californianus (California mussel)
Lineage: Eukaryota; Metazoa; Mollusca; Bivalvia; Mytilida; Mytilidae
Product: cytochrome P450 3A4-like
Exons: 14
Coding region: 1-1542 (513 amino acids)
Molecular function (GO): heme binding; oxidoreductase activity, acting on paired donors, with incorporation or reduction of molecular oxygen; iron ion binding
Source: RefSeq, a predicted model, not a curated record
AUGGAGAUACUAGGUUUGACAGACAUACCUGUGCCGAUCCUUGUGCUUACUUUGUUGUUUUUCUCACUUUAUUUAUACACCGCAUGGAAGCAUUCGUUAUGGAGAAGGUUGGGGUAUCCAGGACCGAUACCAUUUCCUUUUCUUGGUAACCUUAAAGACAUGGCCCUUAAGGGAGUUAGCAAGAAUGACCAAGACUUAGUUCCAAAGUAUGGUUGUGUUGUAGGCAUAUAUAAUGGCACAAUCCCUGUACUAUUAGUUACGGAUCCAGAUUUAAUCAAAGAAAUAUUCAUCAGAGAAUCCCAGACAUUUACGAAUCGUGUAGUUAUUUUUCCUGUCGAUGAAGUGCUCGACAGCAUGAUUUCUGUCUCGGAAGAUGAACACUGGAAAUUCAUAAGAAGCAUAAUGCAACCAACAUAUACUUCAGGAAAGCUGAAAAAUAUUCUACCAACAGUACAGAAGUCUUGUGAUGACCUUGUAAAUAUAAUUGCGCAGGGAGUUAGAGGUGGUGACGUCAUAGAAGUUAAAAAAAUUUGCGGUGGAUUUACGAUGGAUGUGAUUUGUAGCACAGCUUUUGGUCUUAACACGAACUCGCUCAAAGAACCCGACAACGAUUUUGUGGCCUACUCACAAGGGAUACUUACGUCUGAUCUUGUUAGGCCAUACCUUCUCACAUGUAUGGUAUUUCCGUUUUUGAAGAAUGUGAUGGGAUACCUUUUCAAGGUCCCAAAAUUUGGACGAGGUGUUGAAGAGUUUUUCAGAAACGUGGUGUCCCAGAUUAUGGCGGAGAGAAAGAUAAACAAUAAUAUCAAUUUUCGAGACUUUAUUCAGUCAAUGAUAACAGCUCAAAACGUCAAACCUAAAAGCAGUGCACUGCAAACAGAUAACGGAGAAGAGAUUUUCUCUGCAUAUAAGAAUAAAGGAAUGACUGAAAAUGAAAUAGUAAUGAAUUCGAUGAUUUUCUUUGGAGCUGGGUAUGAUCUUACAUCUAAUACGCUAAUGUUUGCUGUCUAUGAACUAGCCUUACAUACAGAAAUACAGGAGAAACUAUUUGAAGAAAUAAAUAAUGAAAUAGGAAAGGAGGCACCACCAUAUGAAUCUCUUUCAAGCUUACAAUACCUCGAUAUGUUCUUGUCCGAAGUUCUCCGUCUUCAUGCAGCUUUUCACAGGAUCAACCGACAUACAAAGAAUGAUAUAACAGUUAAUGGCAUGUUUAUACCUAAAGGAACAGACGUUACGAUACCAAUAUCUGCCCUUCACAGGAUUUCACAGUACUGGCCAGACCCAGACAAAUUUGAUCCUCAAAGGUUCACACAAGAAAACAAAGCGAAGAGACCAAUGUAUAGCUACUUACCUUUCGGACUUGGACCACGUGUUUGUGUAGGAAUGAGAUUAGUUGUCAUGGAAACAAAGAUGGCCCUCAUAGCAAUGAUACAGAAUUUUAAAUAUUUCUCAUGUUCCAAAACGGAGAUACCAAUACCACUGGAAAAGGGACUUCUGGCAAGACCACUGAAUGGAGUAUAUCUUAGAGUAGAGAAAAGAUAGAGUUAUAAAACAACGAGAAUGUUAGCACUUCUUAUCUAUUGUAUCUUUUUUAUCAUACAAGUGCA